UUACUGUUCCUGUUUGUCGGAGUCAAAAGUUAGUGCGGCCCUGUCUGUGGUCUAUAUUUAGCAUUUUAACCGGGAACAUUUGCCGUUUAUUAGCUCUAGGGUUAUGUUACGUGUAUUUUGAACGCGUACACAUUAUGUUUUAGUAAAGUGAGUCGCCAUAAAUGAGGCAAACAGGUGAAUUUAGUAGGCCAGAGGUUUCAAAACAAGCUCGCCUCGGAACAGAAAGCUUCGAUAUUUUCAGCUUUUUUUCUUGCACAGGUCUACUGUCUGGCAACAUUCAAGUAGCCAUUGACGUCAGACUUUGAACUGUGACCCGGAACCUGUACACCUGAGGUCCUCCAGGAUCGCUGGGCGAGGCUCUGAUACGAUGGAGCAUGAUGGAGGGGAAACUAUAUCAGAUGUCAGUUUUCCCUUGGGAGAGGGUGUGUCUGGCCGCGGAAGAAGUACAAUCUMUAUGUCUGAUGAGGGAGAGGAGGCUUUCUAUGUGCCUGAGAGGAGACCCUCCCUGGACCUGGGAGAUGGCCUGAGACCCAUGGACACUACUCACUGGCAUGAUGUGGAAAGGGCUAAAUCCCCGGUCCACAGCUACAAUUCUGUAAACAGUGAUACCCAAUUCUGGCCAUCUGAUGAACUGGAUGAAGAAACUGAGCUGUCUGCUACUAGAGUCCAGCUGGAAAGAACAGAGUCUUACUCCAGUGGCUACUCCGUGGACAGUGAUGACUGUGAGACCAGAACCAGGAAGUCUCAAGACACAGCACCUAAAGAAGAGGGUCCAGCAGUGGAACUUCCAAGACCAGAGCUGAUCAAAAACCCAGACGAGAAGAGACACCCUGCUCUGACUGUAGACUUCACCUUCAAGGCCAUCAGGAAGACACUGGAGAAACUGGGGAAGGAUGAUUUGAGGACAUUUAAGAUCACGCUGUGGAAGCGCUACCCAGAGUCAUUCAGCUCUCCUCCCCAGGGCAUGGACAUGGUGGACCUGGUGGAUAGACUGCUGGAGUKUUAUGACCUAGAGGUGGCCCUGCAGCUCACCAAGGCCCUGCUGAAGGACAUGGGCCUCAAACGCCUGGAUGCCUACCUCACGGACCUCUGCAAGAAAAAUGAGGUGCGUUAUGAGCUGAGAGACACUCUGUUGAGGAAGUAUAGCUGGAUGUGUGAGGGCGUUGCCCAGCAGGGAGAGCAUAAGGCCUUUGAUAGUAUCUUUAAUGAGCUCUACAUAACAGACCGAGGCAAUGCUGGGCCCAACAUCGAGCACGAGGUCAGAAAGAUCGACAAGCUGUCCACCAAUCGCAAGGAAGAGAAGCGGAUAACCUGUAGCCAGAUCUUUGACCCCGAUGUGAUCUAUGAGAAGCAUGUGAGCCAUAUAGUGACCAACGGCAUCGCCGGGGUAGGGAAGUCUGUGGCCGUGCAGAAGUUCAUCAUGGACUGGGCAGAGGAGCGCGAGCACAAUCAUGUCUACUUCCUGUUCCCACUGCCCUUCAAAGAGCUCAACCUCAUGCUGAACCUGAAGAUCAGCCUCCUGGAGAUCGUCCACACUCUCUACCCCGAGACCAAGGUGCUGCCCACCUUCGAGUGCGACGAAGGCAAGGUCAUGUUCAUCUGUGACGGGCUGGACGAGUAUGCACAUUCCCUGGACUUCCACCGCACCGAGACUUGGUGUGACAGCACUGAACCAGCCGCCAUGCACGUGGUGGUAACCAACCUGAUUAGGGGCAAUCUGCUCCCCUCGUCUCUCCUCUGGAUAAUCUCUCGCCCACUCACCUCCAGUCGGCUGCCCCCAGAGUCUGUGCACCAGGUGUUGGAGGUCCGUGGCUUCACCAACGAACAGAAGGAAGAGUACUUCAGGAGGAGGUUUCAGGACCCGGCGCAGGCCGAUAAGGUGAUUGCCCACCUGACCUCCUGCAAGACCCUCCACAUCAUGUGCCAUCUGCCCAUGUUCUGCUGUGUGGUGCGGGAUGUUUUCCAGCACACGUUUAGGGAGAAGGGGCCGGAUGCAGAGCUGCCCAAGGGGCUGACCCUGAUGUACACUCGCCUGCUGCUGGUGCACCUGCAUGUGCGUGGUGCCAGGGGCUCAGCCUCCCGCACCCCGGAAGAGGAGAGGGACUUCCUGAUGAACCUGGGCAAGCUAGCCUUUACGAUGCUGGAGAAAAACCAGAUGGUCAUUGGCAAGGCCACCUGGAAGGACUGCGGGGUGGAUGUCGCUGAGGCUGUCACCAAGAGUGGCCUGUGCAUUGAGUUCCUGAUCGAGCAGUUUGUCAUGUACCAGGAGAGGAUCCAGACCUUCAUCCACCCCACCAUCCAAGAAUACCUGGCUGCCCUCUACGUGUUCCUCACCUGGAGGUGUAUGGGGCAGAACGUCCUGCAGCAGCCGCGGAAUAGCAAGUUCUCACGCAUGUUCAAGGACCCCGGGUUGCUGGACAUGUACCGCAGUGCUAUAGAGAGAAGCUUACAGAGCCCCGAUGGAAACCUGGAUGUCUUCCUGCGCUUCCUGUUGGGCAUGGCCCAGACGGCCAAUCAGGAGCUGCUACAACGCUUCCUACCCGAAAUGAACAAAUGCUCGUCGGCCUCUGAGGAGACAGCCGCCAUUAUCAGGAAGAAGAUUAAAGAGAACCACUACCCUGACAGGAACGCCAACCUGCAGUGCUGCCUGGACGAGCUUGGUGUUGGUGCUGAAGCUCCCAGACGCAGCCGCUCAAACUCUGUGAAGAGCCACUGACUGACAAUACUCUGACUACAGUAUUUAUAAAGAUGUAUAUAUUAGGUUUGAAAUAUGGGUUGUAUAGUUAGACAAACUUAAGGGAAUUGGGGAAGAAAGAUAUGGAUACUUCAGGGUUGCUUUGUAACAAUACUUAACUGUGGUAGUAAGUGGAAAUUUGUCAUGAGAAGUAGCCACAAGGUGGCAGUAGCAUUACACUACUAUACUACUGAGACACAGGCAGUAAAGUCACUCAGCUACUGUGAGGGGUUAUAAAAAGAGUAAAAGGGAUGUGACAAAUUACAUAUUUAUAGGCAGUCAGUCACAUGUAUUGACUGUAUACUUAAUAUAACAUUGUGAAAAUGUUUUACACCAGGUAUGUGCAACUGAUGGGGGUGGGGGUCACAAUCUUAACUCACGACAGGCCACAGUAGCGCGCAGGUCUGUGUACCCACAGCCAUACCCACACAUGCAGUCAGAGCCGGCCCCAAGCUUUUUGCGGGCAAAACAUUUGUGUACCCCUCGACAAGGAAGAGAAACUAUUUAAUUUCCUGCAAUUCUACACAUUGCCAUGGGGCUUAGAGCAAAUGUUGCAGUUUUAAAGCAAGUUUUUGGCAA
This is a messenger RNA of Salvelinus sp. IW2-2015, 3313 nucleotides long. RefSeq names its product NLR family, CARD domain containing 3-like 1 (gene nlrc3l1). Lineage: Eukaryota; Metazoa; Chordata; Actinopteri; Salmoniformes; Salmonidae. Gene Ontology annotation, biological process: intracellular signal transduction. The record is from RefSeq and is a predicted model, not a curated record.